GGCGUUAUGAGUGCACAGUGUCUGGGCUCCGCUGGGUGUGUGAGAGAGAUGUCAUUCUGAAGUAUCACUUCAGGAACUGGUAUCCCUACAGUCACCUUCUGAUAGACAUGCAGUACGGACAAGGUGGUCCAUUGCUGGACAUCACUAUGGAGUUAGGUGAACUGGAGGAAGUUCAUCUGCCACACUUUGUCUGUUUAGGGACCAACCCUUCCCUGAGGAAUGAGAUGAAGAUUCUUCAUGUAGAGGAACAUGGAGUGUCUUUUGAGGACGUGCAUGAGGUCACCAGAUUCCAUGCCAAAAUUCUCCAUCCCAAGUUCUCAGUUAUCUCUGUUAUACUGAGCUAUAUCUUUACGCGGAACAUAGAUGUCCACUGUGAGCUGAUGCUCUAUAUGACAGUGAAAAAGGAAACACUAAUUCCACGCCUAUACCUGUUCCCCAGUAACCCCAGCCAAAUACAGGCUGUGGAACAACAGGAAAAGUCUCAAGGGUCUUCAAGGGUUCUCAUCUCAAGACCGGAGCAGGCCUUCAAACUGAAUAGUUUCUUCAGACUGAACAUUCCCUGUUCUACCUACAUCAAUCCACAGAAGAUUCAUCUCAUACAUAGAGACUCCACACCAAGCUUUUUCAGGGCGGUUGUGAAAAUGACAGGGGUUGACAUUGAGAUGGAGUUAUUCGGUGAUGAUGAGAGGAUAGCAUGGAAAGAAGUGGUAUCACAAGAUGAAUACAUCACUGCCACCCAUUCAACAAGUGCUGUGUUGGGGGCAGGGCGUCCGGCUGAGAGCAGUCUGACUGGUUCUACAGCGCAGCAGCUGCGUUCUGUACGGACAGAGUUUGUGAGACGAGUGUCAGGACCUGUCCUGGAAGGUCUGCUGGACGGACUCCUGCAACACACAGUCAUCAACCAGGAGGAAAUGGAGUCAAUAAAGGUGAUAGCUGAGAGGGCAGAGAAGGCACGUGACAUCAUCGACAUGGUGUUGAGAAAAGGAACUGAGUCAUGUUCCAGGAUGAUCAACCUUCUUGGGGAGCUGGACCCCUGUCUUUGGUCACAGCUUCAGAACAACAGUUGUAGCCAAACCCUGGGUGUGGGGAGACCAGGCAGAAUAGACAGGCAGGGUGGUUCAGCAUGGUCUUGGUGUCUGUUGCUUUAAUUCAGUCUCCUAAAAAUUUACAGAAAAUGUCAAUCAAACAUGACCACUAUAAUAGCAAUAAACUAACCAAAGGUCCAGCCACACAGCCUCUCUCCUUCUGCAGCCUCCUGGAGGUGUGGAUCUUCUAGCAGGAGGGUCAGUUAGUCCUCCACUAGGUACCUAGCUGGACCCCUAUCUAGCAGGAGGGUCAGUUAGUC
Molecule: messenger RNA, 1345 nt
Organism: Coregonus clupeaformis (lake whitefish)
Lineage: Eukaryota; Metazoa; Chordata; Actinopteri; Salmoniformes; Salmonidae
Product: NACHT, LRR and PYD domains-containing protein 1 homolog
Exons: 6
Coding region: 108-1148 (346 amino acids)
Biological process (GO): regulation of apoptotic process
Source: RefSeq, a predicted model, not a curated record